AUGGCGCCCAAGAAACCCUCCACCACAGCCGAGGUUGCCCUCGUACCUUUGAAGAACUGUCUAGUGAACCUGCCGCCAUCGCUGGUUGCACUGCUCGUCAACGCCAAUACUGCUGCACAAAAUGUGAUUGUCGAGCUGCAAUACCGACCUACAUCCGGAAAGGCCAGCGGCAAUUCGACACAACGAUCAUGCUAUCUGGGGUGGACGGGGAUGCCAAGCAAGCGGAGGCUUGCGCCAGUUGUUGGAAAAGAUGGCAUCAAUAGCGGUCCCUCUUCUAGAGAACAGGAUAUCUCUACUGUCGAAAUGGAUACUACAUUUGGCAGAGUCUUGGGCCUUACCGAAGGACAAAGGGUCGGAAUAUUCAUUCACUUGGACCCUCCGGUAGCGCAUACUAUUAAUAUCGAGCCUCUAACUCCUGAGGACUGGGAAAUCAUUGAGUUGCACGCAACUUUUCUGGAGCUUAACCUUCUUUCUCAAAUCCGGGCUCUUCCAAAUCCAACAUACAGCACGGCUCAGCCAGACCAUAUGCAUCCUCUUGCUCUGCAUCUUUCCCCGACAUCCACCGCCAAUAUUGUCAUUACGUCUCUUACGCCGGCGCCGUCGGACACCUCCCCAUUCGCCAAGAUAGCACCCGAUGCGGAAGUUAUUGUUGCUCCGAAAGUGCGUCCCAGGAAUACAAGAGGGACCCGAGGGGAUAGUAGAAGUGUUAAUGGGAGCAGCCGGAGAAGCGUCGGGGGGAGGAGUAGCGGAAGCACCGCGCGGACAAAGAGUAAAUCAGACUCGACAAGCAGAGGAUGUCUCUAUUUCAGAGGUAUCGAUCGACAGUGGACUGAGCAGUACUUCGAUGGAGAGUCUGAAGAUGAUACCAACAAGGGCCUCCGCGUUUGGGUAGAGCCCGAGAUCCUUGCGUCCAACGAACUUCGGGGAGCCAGCUGGGCUUGCAUCACUAUCGUUCAACCUUCCGGCCUGAAACCUCCACUUGACCCUCAACAACAACUGAAUCAAGCAGAACAAAAGUCAAACGAGGCUGGUGCGCCCAGCACAAAACUCGUUGCCAAAGUGCUUCCGUGGGUAGAUGCUCCGCACAGUGAACACUUGGCUAUGUCUACGCUGCUGUGUUCCGCUCUAGGUGCUGAGGGCAUGGUAGGUGGCAUCGUCCGUGUCGAAGCAGCCCCACCCCCAUUGCAAAAAUCAGCUGUCAAGUCAAUCAAGGUCUAUCCCUUCAUGGCUGACACAUCGAAGAAGAAGGAUGGGUUAAAAUUCGGUGCUGAUACCGCAGCUGCAAAGGAUGCGCUAGCCGAGCGUAUAAAGGUAAUAUACGGUAGCCCUGGUUCAGAGAAGGGGUUACUGUCGGGACCUCUGACAGAUGGAAUGGUUCUCCCGAAGGCAGAUAAUCAGACAACAGUGUCUGCAUUUGAUGGUGCCAUUAUCCGAUUUGACCCUCCCCUAAAGGCCGCUUCAGAACCAACAUUCGGGUGGUUGCAGGGAUCAGAACAGAAGUUGUCACUUGAAGUACAGUCUGAAAUUCCCCGACCUUCAGAUCAGGGCUCGUCCCCUAUGCCCACGGAGGAUACAAUACCAUCCACAGUACCAGAGAUGGUGGGCAUCGAUAAGAUCAUCAGACAGUCUCUUGAUAACCUAACUAAGUCGUCGUCAAUCUUGUUGACUGGCGGACUUGGUUCUGGAAAGACGAAGCUUAGCCAUCUCCUGGCACAUCGACUUCGAAAAGACCACCUCUUCAAUGUGAAAUACUUCUCUUGUCGCAAGCUCGUUACUGACGAGACUCGAAUCUCCAAUAUUAAAGAGACUUUGAACCGCCUUUUUAUGUCCGCCUCCUGGUGCUCUCGCCUAGGCGGGCAGUCAGUCGUGAUCUUGGAUGAUCUCGAUAAACUGUGUCCGGUGGAAACGGAGCUACAGGUUGGAGGAGAUAAUGGCCGCAGCCGUCAGAACAGUGAAGUGAUUUGCUCUAUGGUGCGAGAAUACUGCUCCAUGAAUUCUUCGGUGGUGCUAUUGGCAACUGCACAGUCGAAAGAGUCGUUGAACAACGUGAUAAUCGGAGGCCAUGUUGCCCGUGAAAUCAUUCAUAUAAGGGCUCCGGAUAAAGAAGGCCGGCGGAAGGUGCUUGAGCAGCUGACAAGUCAAGAUAAAGGCGCCAGUAUCACUAUGAACGGCCAUGCACGAGAAGCUAGUGCAUCUACCCAGGGCUCAUGGUUAGAUCCCUCGAAUCCAGAUAGCCGCCCGAGCUCUGCUGGAGCAGAUGGUUUUGUCUUGAGUCGUGAUAUAGAUUUCCUUGAACUAGCUGGCAAAACGGAUGGAUAUAUGCCUGGCGACUUGGUUCUCCUGGUCUCUCGGGCGAGAAAUGAGGCUUUGAUCCGCUCUGUCCAAGAGCUCUCCGGAACAUCAAAGGCGAUCACUCUCGGUGCUGACGACUUUGAAAAUGCCAUCAAAGGUUUCACACCAGCCUCCCUUCGUAACGUUACUCUCACGUCUUCUACUACAACAUUUGCCGGCAUUGGUGGCUUGCACGAGACUCGCCAGAUGCUUUUAGAGACACUCCAAUACCCUACCAAGUACGCUCCGAUCUUUGCACAGUGUCCGCUGCGUCUGCGGUCUGGUUUGUUACUUUAUGGCUUUCCUGGUUGCGGGAAAACACUUCUGGCUAGUGCGGUGGCAGGCGAGUGUGGCCUCAAUUUCAUAAGUGUCAAGGGUCCUGAAAUCCUGAACAAAUAUAUCGGUGCGAGUGAGAAAAGCGUACGAGACCUGUUUGAAAGAGCUCAAGCUGCUAGGCCCUGUGUCUUGUUCUUUGAUGAAUUCGACAGUAUAGCACCCAAGCGUGGCCAUGAUUCCACAGGUGUCACAGAUCGCGUGGUCAACCAACUGCUCACACAGAUGGAUGGAGCGGAAGGGCUUUCCGGAGUCUACGUUCUCGCCGCUACUUCUCGACCGGACUUGAUCGAUCCAGCACUUCUGCGCCCGGGUCGUCUAGACAAGUCUUUACUCUGCGAUAUGCCGAACCACACAGACCGUGCUGAUAUCAUCAAAGCUGUCAGUUCGAAGUUGGUGAUGAGCGACGAAGUGGUGGCUCGCCUAGAUGAAGUUGCUGCACGAACAGAGGGCUUCUCUGGAGCUGAUCUUCAAGCCGUCGUCUAUAACGCCCACCUUGAAGCCGUCCAUGAUGCUCUCGGGGAUCACAAUGCUGAUAAGCCGGCAGCCAAAAGCAAUACCAAGCAGUCGACGAGUACCAGUACCAAGUCCUUCAUCCAAUUUCUUUACUCCACGUCGGAGCAGGCCAACGGAACGGUGUCUAUGCCUCCACCUGCAGCCGUUGCGGCCAAGCUCGACGCAAUCAAGAGUGCCCGGCGGCGCCAACGGCAAAUUGCGCAAGGCACAACUAACGCCGCGACUCCUGCCGCAAAUGAGACCACUCAGGAAGAGCCUCGUCAAGAGAUCAUUAUCAAAUGGGAGCACAUGGAGCGAUCACUCAACACAACACGCAGCUCACUCAGUGCAGCAGAGCGACGGCGACUGCAGGCGAUCUACCGCGAGUUCGUGGUUGGUCGGAAUGGCGAGAUGCCUAACGGCGAGAGUAGUCAAGAGAUUGGAGGGCGAACAAGCCUGAUGUGA
Molecule: messenger RNA, 3624 nt
Organism: Aspergillus oryzae RIB40
Lineage: Eukaryota; Fungi; Ascomycota; Eurotiomycetes; Eurotiales; Aspergillaceae
Gene: pex1
Product: AAA family ATPase peroxin 1
Exons: 4
Coding region: 1-3624 (1207 amino acids)
Biological process (GO): protein import into peroxisome matrix
Cellular component (GO): peroxisome; peroxisomal membrane; cytosol
Molecular function (GO): ATP hydrolysis activity; ATP binding
Source: RefSeq, a predicted model, not a curated record